CGCAAAACAGAGUGACCAUUUUGAUAUUUAUAAUAAGAGAGUAUAAAAGGGCGGCGCGCGUCUAGGGUUCAUUUGAACAUUUUGUCGAACAGGUCGUACUUCUUGAUUGUUUUCCAAGCCAAAAAAGCUCCAAAGAUCGCCAUGGAUGGAGCUCCAGCCAAGAAGCGCAGUCAUGCAAGCUUCUCAGCUACCAAGAAGAAGGUCGAGGAAAUCCACCAUGCUUCGUCCCUUGUCGGCAGCAUCAUCGAGAAGGGUUUCUCCUCCUCUUCCCCUUCUUCAGCGCCUCGGAAUGUCUCCUUGCCUAAACCCUCGGUUGUUCCUUUUCCUGUCGCUCGUCACCGAUCACACGGUCCGCAUUGGGCUCCGGCGAGAACGGAGAUGGAUGUUGAUGGGAAGGAUGAUGAGGGGGAGGAUGUGGAUAACACGGAUUAUGAGCCUGUAGCUUCGAUGGCCACUCGGAUCCAGAGGAAGGAGAAGAAGGGCUUGGAUUUCAGUAUGUGGAGAGAAUUGGUGGCUGAGGAAUCCUCCGCGAAGUCGGUGGUGAUGAAGAAGAGCAUGAAGUUAUCUGAUAGAAGGGAACAAAUUGAGAAUAAGGGUUCGCGCGCUGAUGCAUCCUCACCGCGUGUAAUCUCUGUUGUGGAAGCUAGUAGUGUGAGGGAGCAAAUGGAUGGUGCGAGGAAGAAGGAUUUGCCUUCUGGUAUGGAAGUGGAUGCUUUAGCGGAGGUUAGAAGUGUUGAAAGGGAAGUGUCCGGAGCUGGGCUUAUUGGCAGCUUGACUCCGUCUCUCAUGGAUGGCAUUGAUGCGGAGAACAUUGCCCGGUUGAAGGAGAUGUCGUCAGAUGAGAUUGGAGAGGCACAGGCAGAAAUAAUGGAGAAGAUGGAUCCUAGAUUAGUGGAUAUGUUGAGGAAGCGAGGGAAAGCCAAGUUGGAGAAGAAGAAGGAUAAUGGUGCUGUGCUUGAGAAGGGGCUGCCGGAGAUAGGGUGUUGUUCUGUUGAUGAAGGCCAGAAGAGUUCUGCAAUGGUGAGAUUGCCUGGUCAGGAUGGAGCUGCCAGUAGUAACUUGUGGAAGGGUUGGAGUGGGAGAGUUGAGAAGGUCAGGGAGUUGAGGUUUUCUCUGGAAGGGAAUGCUUUGGGGAUUGGUUCAAGUCUAGAACAGUCUAACAGUCAGAAUCCUUUACGCCAGUAUAACGUAGCUGAACGAGACUUCUUGCGAACUGAGGGGGAUCCUGCUUCUGUAGGAUACACCAUUAAAGAAGCAACAGAACUCAUUCGUAGUAUGGUACCUGGACAACGGGCCCUUGCUUUGCAGCUACUUGGUGCUGUCUUAAAUCGAGCUUUACACAGCUUGCAAAGGGAGGAGACUGGGUUUCAUGAUGGAAAAACUAAUCAUAUGAACAAAUUUGUUGAUUGGCAGGCAGUCUGGGGCUUUGCCCUUGGGCCUGAACCCCAGAUAGUCUUGUCAUUAAGGAUUGCGUUGGAUGAUAAUCAUGAUUCUGUUGUUUUAGCUUGUGCUAAGGUGCUUGAAUGCAUACUGAGCUGUGACAUAAAUGAGAAAUUUUUUGACAUUUUAGAGAAAUCGCCAACUCAUUUGGGAGAUAUUUGCAUUGCUCCUGUAUUUCGGAGUAGACCUGAGAUUAGUGAUGGUUUCCUUCGUGGUGGUUUUUGGAAGUACAAUGCAAAACCUUCCAACAUACUUCCAUUCUCUGGCAAUGAUGAUGAUGAGGAUGAUGGCGAGGAAAAACAUACAAUUCAAGAUGACAUUGUUGUGGCCGAACAAGAUGUUGCUGCUGGUCUUAUUAGAAUGGGAAUACUACCUAGAAUUUGCUAUCUUUUGGAGAUGGAACCUCUGCCAACUCUGGAAGAAUGUCUGGUUUCAAUACUUGUUGCAUUAGCUAGACAUUCUCCGACAUCUGUGAAUGCCAUCUUGAAAUGUCCAAGGUUGGUUCAAUCCGUGAUUAAGGUUUUCACUAAGCAAGGUGCCAUGGAGCUUUAUCCAUCCCAAAUAAAAGCAACCACUUUUCUAAAGGUUUUGGCUAAAUGUAGCAAAGAGAUCUGCACAGACAUUGUAAAGAGCGGGGCAUUUCAGAAGGCAAUGUGGCUUUGGUAUAAAAAUUCUUUCACUCUUGAUCACUGGGUAAAAUCUGGAAAGGAAUAUUGUAGGUUAGCUUCUGCUCUGAUGGUUGAACAAUUAUGCCUUUGGAAGGUUUGCAUUACGUACGGAUAUUGCUUAGGUUACUUUCCAGAUUUCUUCCCUGCAAUGUGCUUGUGGUUGAGCAUCCCUGCAUUAGACAAACUAAUUGAGAACAAUAUCCUAGAUGAAUAUGCUUCUGUCACAAGGGAAGCGUAUCUUGUGCUUGGAGCCCUUGCUCAGACACUACCAAAUCUCCAUGCAAUGGAGCAAUUAAAUAAGCAACACAUUGCCUUCUCUGGUGAUAACAUGGAGAUCUGGUGUUGGAGUUAUGUAACACCAAUGGUUGACCUAGCUGUAAACUGGUUAUCAUUAAAAGCCAUUCCAGUUUAUCUGUGUUAAUGGGUCCCAGAUAAGAAGUUAAUUAAUGAUGUUGAAGAUCGGUAUGCAAGCUGCAUACUUUGGGUGAUCUCUUCAGUUUUACACAUGCUAUGUACUGUACUCACUCGAAUAGCUACAGAGGAAAUGGAUGGUUCGCAAAAUAACACCUCCUUGCCAUGGUUGCCUAAAUUUGUUCCCAAGAUUGGCCUUGCGAUUGUAAACAACUGCUUUAUGAAUUUCCUUUGUUCAGGAGACCUGGACUCAGAAGGGUUCCACUCAGAAGGGGGAUCUUUAACUGAUGUUCUGUGCUAUUUUAGACGCCAUGCUAAUCAUGAUGUAUCAUUGUCUUCUGUAAGUUGUCUUCUUGGGGUAGUACGGAUUUCUUCCUCAGUUGACAGAUGUAUUCAGAGAGCUAGGAAAGCAUAUUGCAGUGAGCGCCAAGAAGGAUGUAACCUAAAAGUAGCUGAAAGGAUACUAGAAGAAGGUGUUGUUAAGUGGGCUCAAAAUGAUUUGAAGGCGGUUCUGGAAUUGUUUAUGACUUUCUUGUCAUCAGAAUGCCAUAUUGUGCAGUCUAUUGAAAUGUUUGGUAGAGGAGGACCUGCUCCUGGUAUUGGAGUAGGUUGGGGCUCAUCUGGUGGAGGAUAUUGGUCUCCUUAUGUUUUGCUUGCACAAGAAGAUUCAAAGCUGAUUCUAGACUUAAUUAAGAUUUUCCGGGCAGAACUCAUAGAUAAUCUUGUUGUGGCCAACAUUAGAGAGCUGGAAAAAGAGAGAUCUGGAAAUAUGUCUUUGGUUUUGCAAGUAAUUUGUUCCAUUUUGAGAGUAUGUUUGAUUGUAGGACCUGGUGAUGGAGUGACCUUUGCUCAGGCAUUAGAUUUGUUGCUUCAAGCUCCUAUACUGAAGUAUCUAACCUUUUGUGUGAAUAACCUAUGCCAUGUCAUGGGAAUUAAAUCAUUUAACUUGCAAUAUAAAGAAGAAGAGUGUAUAUUUUUCAGUGAGGUUUUAAAUUCUCACUUUCGGAACAGGUGGUUAGAUGUUAAGAAAAAAAUGCUUCAUAAAGUAGACUCAAGAAAUCAGAAUCAUAAAAUUUCUGGAGCAAUUGGUGCUUUGGAAACUAUUCAUGAGGAUCUAGAAACAGCAGAAGGAUCUGAAAGAUAUCAUGAUGGCAACUCUUUGCUUAUACAGUUGGCACACCAGAGAUUGCCACUCCCCCCACAUUGGUUUCUGAGUGCAAUAUCAAGCAUUGGUGUUGAUAAAGGCAACAACAUGUAUUCAUCCACCAAUGAACUUGAUGUGGCUAAAGGUGGACUUUUUCUUCUCUUAGGCCUGGAAGCAUCAUUUUUCUUUCACUCUGAUCAGGAGGAAUCUCCAGUUUCAGGCGUGCCUUUGGUUUGGAAAUUACAUGCUUUAUCUGUGUCUUUGCAUGGUGGUAUGGAUGUGCUUUUGGAUGAGAGGAGUAGGAAUAUUUAUGAGACUUUACAAGAAUUCUAUGGAAAACAGCUUGAUCUGUUGAGAUCCAGACCUGUAAAAGAUUUGCAGAUGAAGAAUGAGAAAGCUUCAGUUUCUUCAGCCACAUUGGUUAAGGAUCAAACCAGUAGCCUGGAAUUUCUUAAUUUCCAAACACAGGUUCAUGAAAGCUACACUACUUUUAUUGAGAAUCUUAUUGAACAGUUUGGUGCUAUAUCUUAUGGUGACCGAAUUUAUGGUCGGCAAGUUGCACUUUACUUGCAUCGGUCCGUUGAAGUUGCUGUCAGACUUGCUGCCUGGAAUGCACUCUCUAAUGCUCAUUUACUUGAACUCUUGCCUCCUUUAACAGAGUGCUUUGCUGAUGCUGAAGGGUACCUGGAGCCCCUUGAGGGCAAUGAAAAAAUUCUAGAGGCAUAUGUUCGAUCAUGGACUUCUGGUGGUCUUGAUAGAGCUGCAACUCGAGGAUCCAUCAGUUUCUCACUGGCUCUUCAUAACCUUUCAUGUUUCAUAUUCAAUACGGUCAGUCCUUCUGAUAAGCUACCGCUAAGAAAUAAGUUAGCCAAGUCUCUUCUUCGCAGUUACUCACAGAAGCAACAUCAAGAGGGUAUGUUUUUGAGUUUUCUCAAAUACAGACUGGUUGAGUCUGAAGAGUCACCUAGUAAAGUUGAACUUGAAAGGAGGUUUCAGCUGUUGAAAGAAGCUUGUGAUGAUAAUUCUGUCCUUUUGGCUCAAGUGGAGAAGCUCAAAACUCUUGUAUAGGCAAGCUAAUCAUAUUGGUUGGUGUUGGUAAUCAUCUUUUUCUUAUUUAGUUUUGUAAAUCUAGAUCGUAUAUACUCUGCUAAUAUGUAUUAUGCUUCUACAUAGGGCUAAUUAAAGUUUAUUGCCCUAGUUGAGUUACUCGAGUAAUAUAACAAAAUUAUGGCAAGUCAAGAAAACUUAUCUCUAA
This is a messenger RNA of Dioscorea cayenensis subsp. rotundata (Guinea yam), 4918 nucleotides long. Its product is annotated as transcriptional elongation regulator MINIYO. The record is from RefSeq and is a predicted model, not a curated record. Lineage: Eukaryota; Viridiplantae; Streptophyta; Magnoliopsida; Dioscoreales; Dioscoreaceae.